Closterium sp. NIES-65 is the source of this 1455-nucleotide messenger RNA. Lineage: Eukaryota; Viridiplantae; Streptophyta; Zygnematophyceae; Desmidiales; Closteriaceae. The record is from the annotation of a GenBank genome assembly.
AUGAACGCGCACGCUGCGUCUCAAACUGCCGAACACAGUCCUCACAGUCGCCGCCCGAUCGCGCGGCCUCGCUACCGCGUUUCCGCAGUAGCGGCGGCAGCCGCAAUUGAGGUCGCGAGGGUAAUCAGAAACGACUGCUCCCCGUUUCCCCUUCGCGCCUCCCCGUUUCCCCUUCCCGCCUCCCCAAUUCCCCUUCCCGCCGCCCCAUUUCCUCUUCCCGCUCCCCAUUACCCCUUCGCGCCUCCCCAUUUCCCCUUCCCGUUCCCCAUUACCCCUUCUCGCCUCCCCAAUUCCCCUUCCCGCCACCCCAUUUCCUCUUCCCGCUCCCCAUUACCCCUUCCCGCCUCCCCAAUUCCCCUUCCCGCCACCCCAUUUCCUCUUCCCGCUCCCCAUUACCCCUUCCCGCUCCCCAUUACCCCUUCCCGCCUCCCCGUUUCCCCUUCCCGCUCCCCAUUACCCCUUCGCGCCUCCCGUUUCCCCUUCCCGCCUCCCCAAUUCCCCUUCCCGCCACCCCAUUUCCUCUUCCCGCUCCCCAUUACCCCUUCUCGCCUCCCCAUUACCCCUUCCCGCCUCCCCGUUUCCCUUUCCCGCCUACCGAUCCUCUCUUCCUACCAGCCCAUCUCCCUCACAUUAUCUGCACUCUCCUCUCUCCUACCCUCUUAUCACCUUCCGUGCUUUUUGUACCAUGUCCUGAACCCCGCCAUCCAGUGGCGUGUCCUUGAAGCUAUCGCCACUCCGUUGCUGCAAGUGCUGCUGAGGCCGAGUGCUCGAAGUUUGUGCGAGCAAAGGCCAGCACUGGGAGGGACCUUGCCUCUUAGCUCCUCGCUUCCUGCACUUCGUUAUCUGCGCGUGCUCCUCCCACCUCCCCGGGCGGGCUCUUCUAGCCGACCCGCCACCCUAUCUCUCCCCUUCCCUCUCCCUGCCUAUGCACCUCCUAUCCCUGCCUAUGCACCUCCUAUCCCUGCCUAUGCAUCUCCUUUCCCUACCUAUGCAUCUCCUUUCCCUACCUAUGCAUCUCUCUUCCUUGCCUUCACAUCACCCCUCCAUGCCCUCGCAACCAUCUCUCCCGCCUCCCCUACCUGCCUUCAAAACCCUUCUUUCACCUGCCAUAACUUUUCAUCCACUCCCAUCCCCUUCAAGCCCCUCCCAUCCCAUCCCCUUCCAGUCCCUCCCAUCCCAUUUCAAACCCUUCCAUUCCCCUUCCAGUCCCUCCCAUCCCAUUUCAAACCCUUCCAUUCCCCUUCCAGUCCCUCCCAUCCCAUUUCAAACCCUUCCAUUCCCCUUCCACCCCUCCCAUCCCAUCCCCUUACAGCCCCUCCCAUCCCCUUCCAGCCCCUCCCAUCCUUUGCAGGUGACGAGGAUAGGGUUGAAAAUGAUGAGGAUGAAUGUGACAUUGAGGGGUGCGAAAGAGAACGGGAAUUGCCCAUCGAGAUAGAUUUUGCAAUGAGGGCGUGA